GUGCCGACGUCAGUUGAGUUCGAGAUUUUAGAUUGCGCGGGUCGGCAUCAAAUCGGGUGUUUUCUUAGACGUUUCCGGUACGGUACAUACCAUUGGAUCUCAUCAGCGUGACAGGUGUGUAGCAGUAAGGUGGUCCAUCAAUAAAUAUUGAAGGAUAAUCGAAAGGCAUGCAUCAACUAAUUAUUGUGGAACCUGGUACGGUUGGAUAGAAGGAUGGAGUUGAGUUUUAAGACGGUUCAUCAAACACGCUUUGGUUAUUUUUGGAGGAAAUUCAGUCAGUGAGUGUUACAGUAAUAAUUGUACGCAAGAGAAAUUCAACAAUCUGUUCUUCGGGCAGCUUUCUGGUGGUGCGUGAUGAGAAAAUUGUGAAAACAAACGCCGAGUUAGUAAAUAAAUAUUUGAAAGAUUUUUGAAUGUGAUAUUUUUGGAUUCGAUCCACAUUUGGUGGUACUAAAAGAGUUGUUGCAAAUACAAAAACGAAAGGAAAAAUCAGUGAUUUUUUGACGAGAAACGGUUUAACGCAUUGUAUAGUGAAAAUUGUUUUAAAAGGGAUAGUGAAUAGAAUGGAAAAUAAUAAAUGUGGUCCGACAUACCUGGCAUACCGGUCAUCAAUAUCGUAUACAAUUUGAUCAUAACACGAAAAGCUGUUAGAAAAAUUUCUAGCCUGAUAUGCGAGGUUGGGCAAUCGAACCCAGAUACUUGUUCGCGACUAGCCAGUACAUCGUACCAACGUUGGGCUUUUUUUGAAUCCGCCACUCAUUCUAAAAAGCCUACCUCUACAGUGCAACAAUCCAAUAUUGAUAAUGCACCCAACGAACAAUUCCGAUGCCAAAAAGUCCACAUAUGUUGGAACGCGUAGAUCGUCCACAUCGUCAUCGUCCAGCGGGGGGAAAUCAAAAUCUAAGCCAAGUAAACAGCACAAAUCGAAACACAGCGUAACAAUAGAAACACAAACGAAAUGCGUGAAUCCAGCGAAGCGGUCUACAAUCCAUAAUUGCGAUAAUAACUGCCAACCCACCGACAUCAAAUCGAAAAUUGAUGAAGCAUCGGAACUCCGCAGAGCGCUCCGUAAUGUAUAUUACAUGUUGAUAGCGUUGGUGUGCUGUGUUUUCGGACUUUCUUGCUUGGGACUAAAUUACAUUAACGGUCGAUUGAGCGAAAAGGUUCUGAUGAAAGCUGACUCUUCUCUUCCGCAAGCUACGAUAACCGAGCAAAAAGUGGAAGAAAUUGUGAACAACAGUUUGAGAAAUUACUUCGAUCGAUUUAGCCAGGAUUUAUUAGCACACUCGCGAACGUCAGCUGAUUUUAGCUCUGCCUUACCUUACUUGGGAGCCAUUCAAAAAGUACAAAACGAGCGAAAAUUCAACAGCGACCACGACAAAAUUCGAUUAAAGCGAGAUCUCAACCUUUUCGACGACAAUCUUGUGCCAGAUCAAGAAGGUCCUAAAGUUGAAUUUUUCAAUCCGAAGCUGCGCAGCGAGCUGGAAAAGAAAGACGCUGAAAUUAUCAAGAAAACCGGACUGAAAGGAGCAGCCCCCGGUGGUGAUACAUGGGUUUGGCUAACGAGCUACUCUCGAAUUCCAUUUGAUGCAAUUACCGGUUUCUGUCGAGCAACGAAAGAAUACUGCCCGCCGGGUCCUCCCGGUCUGCCCGGUAUCCCCGGACCAAAGGGUAAUCGAGGGGACGUUGGUCUGCCCGGUCCGGCCGGUAUUGAUGGGCGCGAAGGAAAACCUGGUCCACGUGGCCCCAAGGGAGAAAUCGGUUAUCCGGGGAAUCCGGGGCUAGAUGGAAGGGAUGGCGUACCAGGAGAACCGGGACUUGAUGGUGUUCCUGGACGAGCCGGAGCUGAUGGUAUACCUGGUCGUGAUGGAAAAGACGGUACUCCUGGUAUUAAUGGUCAAAAUGGGAUAGAUGGAAAAAAUGGUAUUCCCGGACCCAUGGGCCCUCUAGGACCGCCAGGUGAUCCAGGACCAAGAGGUCUGCAUGGACCACGUGGUAAAUCGGGACGUCCGGGCAUUAACGGGACACCAGGAACGCCAGGAAUAAAUGCCUGGAAGAUUAAGGUCAAUGAUACGUUCUCAAAUGAAUUACUCGUGCCACCUACAAUAGCAGGCGCUGGAACACCGGAAGCGCUCCGUCCGAUUGUGGUAAAAGAAGGCACUCACCUGAGGCUACGUUGCGCAGCCACUGGAACACCCAAACCUCACGUCGAAUGGCGACGUGAGGAUGGAAAAACGAUAUCCAAUGGUGCAUGGCAAGCAUCAUCAAUGGCAGGGCACACUCUCAACAUUACCAAAAUCAAUCGUGUGCACAUGGGAGCUUAUCAAUGUUUGGCAGACAACGGGAUUCCACCACCAGCCAACCAGACGUUCAACAUCGAAGUUCAUUUUCCUCCACUGGUACGGGUGCGGAAUCAAAUGGUGUACGCAAACAAUGGAUCAACUGCUACAUUCGAGUGUGAGGUGGAAGCAUUUCCGGAGGCUCUGAAGUACUGGGAGCGUGUACCUGGGGGUCGCCUUCUAGAGCCAGGAGACAAAUAUCAAAUGGAAACACACAAUGACGGGUACAAAUCGAUAAUGCGGUUAAAUAUCACCAGCAUUCGGCUGGUGGACUUUGGCGAGUACCAUUGUAUUGCCAAGAACGAGCUUGGUAUAAUACAGGCGGAGUUUCAUCUAAUGGAACAUUCGCCGUACAUCAUCCAUCGACCGGGUGGGCUCGGCGAAACGCAAGAGUAUGGCAAACCACCACCGAAGGUUGAGUCAUACGAGGAUAUCUGCGGACCGCCGACCACGUGUCCAGAGUGUCCUGAUCCGAGGGACUUCAAGUGUAAAGACACAAUCGUUUCGUUGUACGAUCUGGUAGGAAACCUGGAAAUCAAGCAAACUGGUAAUCUUAGUUAUCCUGGAUUACCCAACAGAACGAUAGAUUGCGUAUUGUAUGCCGUAGGAAAGCCAGUGUAUCAUAAGUACACCGACCAAAACUACGGUGCAUGGUUGAAAGACGCUGCAUCAAGGAACGAUGCAAUUGAAAAAAAGAUUUGGGCUACACGGGAGAACGACACGAGUCGUUUAUUUGAAUUCGCCAACAAGACCACUUAUCGAAACAAUGUAGCCACUAAGACGUACAGAUUGGAUAAACCAUUUCGGGGAAAUGCUCACGUAGUAUACAACGGAUCAUUCUACUACAAUGAGAGGAACUCACCACGAAUCAUAAAAUAUGACCUCAACUCUGAACGGCAAAUAGCGGUCAAGGAGAUCGAAGGUGUUACCACGAAUGGCUCCAAUUACCUAUACACGACCGAGUUCAACUACAUGGACUUCAACGUAGACGAUAACGGCCUGUGGGUUAUCUACAGUACGCUGGAAUCUAACAACACCAUCGUCGCCAAGCUCAACGAAUACAACCUGGAUAUACAGUACAGUUGGAAUAUUAGUGUGAACCAUCACAAAGUGGGCGAAAUGUUUAUCGUGUGUGGUGUCCUCUAUGCCAUCGACUCUGUAACAGAGCGCAACACAAAGAUUAGACUGGCACUGGAUUUAUAUCACAGCAAGCUACUCGAUGUCAGCUUAACGUUCACCAAUCCGUUCCGGAAAACCACCACGGUGGGGUAUAAUCCUAAAAAUAGGGAACUGUACACGUGGGACCGAGGUAACCAGUUGACCUAUCCUAUCCGGUAUCACGUUGCUGACUACAACACAACAGCCAGUGAAAAGUCAGAUGAUGCCCUAAAUCCGCAGAUGCAGACCGGAUACGAUAUAUUUCACGAUCAUGAUAACGGUUACGAUGGUGCUAAUUAGAAACCAUAGGAUACUGUGAAGAAAAGAACCACAAAUAUGUGCAGAGGAAACUUUGAAUGGAUAUUUUUCACAAUCAAGUAGGUAGCUUUUUUGAUUGCUGAUUAAUAGUGUUUGGAAUUGUAAUCAAUCUGUCUUGUGAAAUGUGUAUCUCAACGGAAGAAUUGAGUAUAAAAUGCAUGAAUAUUUUAUAAUAAUAUAUAGGAAUAAAUAAGAUAUUUUGCAGAAUAAACAUUGA
This is a messenger RNA of Topomyia yanbarensis, 4032 nucleotides long. RefSeq lists its product as uncharacterized. Gene Ontology annotation, biological process: signal transduction. NCBI's taxonomy places the organism in Eukaryota, Metazoa, Arthropoda, Insecta, Diptera, Culicidae. Bases 804 to 3797 code for a protein of 997 amino acids. The transcript has 18 exons. The record is from RefSeq and is a predicted model, not a curated record.